AUAAUACUUCUGUUUAUCUGCAGAAAAUGGCAGAAAACAAACUGAAGAGCUUCACUUCAAAAAGGACGUUAAGCAAAAAAGGGCAAGAAGAACUAAGAAAAAAGGAAGAGGAGCUAAAGGCAGCUGAAAUCUAUGAAGAAUUUUUGGCGUCAUUUGAUUCGGGUGGUACAGGCAAUGUGAAAACUUUUGUAAGAGGGGGAAUUGUAAAUGCAGCAAAAGAUGAAAAGGAAAGAGAUGAAAGGAAGACUAAACUGUAUAAGCCUAAAGCUAGGUAUGGUGAAAUGAAAACACCACAUCAAGAAACUCCUUCUGCCCCAGCUUCAUCUUCUGAUGCAAAGAAACCAACUAAUAAAAAAGUGAAAGAUGAGAAAAAGAAGAGCAAUUUGGAAAUAUUCAAAGAAGAACUCAAACAGAUUCAGGAAGAGCGUGAAGAGAGACAUAAAAAUAAAAAGAAGAAUAAAGAAGGAAAUUUAAGACCAAGUAGAUUUGAACCUAUGCCCACUGAUGUGGAACAGCAAGUAAACAGACGUGUCUUGCUUGACGAUACUCCAGGAUCAUACGAUUCAGGGGAUCCUCAUACCACAAACUUGUAUGUUGGAAACAUAAACCCACAGAUGGAUGAAGAAAUGCUUUGUAAGGAAUUUGGCAAAUUUGGCCCUUUGGCAAGUGUAAAAAUCAUGUGGCCGAGAACAGAAGAAGAACGGGCUAGACUCCGAAACUGUGGGUUUGUUGCCUUCAUGAACAGAAAACAUGCAGAUAAAGCCCUUAAAUCUCUCAAUGGGAAAUUUAUAAUGGGUUAUGAAAUGAAGCUGGGCUGGGGAAAGGCCGUGCCCACACCUCCAUAUCCUAUAUAUAUUCCACCAGCUAUGAUGGAAUUGACGCUUCCACCACCUCCAUCGGGUUUACCUUUUAAUGCACAGCCUAGAGGGAGGCUGCGGAACCCUGACUUACCACUGCCGCCUUCAAAAUCAAAGGAGGAAUUUGAGAAGACUCUGUCCGAAGCCGUAGUCAAAGUGGUUAUCCCAACAGAAAGGAACCUAUUGUGUCUAAUCCAUCGAAUGAUUGAAUUUGUAGUGCGUGAGGGGCCAGUUUUUGAAGCUUUAAUUAUGAAUCGUGAAAUUAAUAAUCCCCAGUUCAGGUUUCUAUUUGACAACAAGAACCCAGCGCAUGUAUACUAUAGGUGGAAACUGUUUUCAAUUCUGCAGGGUGAUUCUCCAACUAAAUGGCGAACAGAGGAUUUCCGAAUAUUUAAAUGUGGUUCAGUGUGGAAACCUCCACCUAUGAAUCCCUACUUGCAUGGCAUGCCGGAGGAUGGAGAAAUGGAAGUGCCUGUUGAACAAGAGGAACCAGUGAAGAAAGGACAACUGAAGGAUGAGCAGAGAGAUAAAUUGGAGAAUAUCUUGAGAGGCCUGGCACCACAUCGAAACGACAUAGGAGAUGCUAUGGUCUUUUGUUUGAAUAAUGCAGAGGCUGCUGAGGAAAUAGUGGAUUGCAUUGCAGAGUCACUGUCUAUUUUACAAACUCCACUGCAGAAAAAGAUAGCAAGGCUGUACUUGGUGUCUGACAUUCUCUAUAAUUCUUGUGCUAAAGUAGCCAAUGCCUCUUACUAUAGGAAAUAUUUUGAAACCAGGCUCCCUCAGAUAUUUACAGAUAUGCAUGAGGCCCAUAAAGUGAUUCAAGCAAGACUUCAAGCAGAACAAUUCAAGCAAAGGAUAAUGACUUGCUUUCGAGCAUGGGAGGACUGGGCAGUGUAUCCAGAGCCAUUCCUCAUAAGGUUGCAGAAUAUAUUCCUUGGAUUAAUGAAACUGGAUGAUGACUUAUCAGAAAGACCUCUGGUGAUUGAUGAUGUGGAUGGUACACCAAUUGAUGGUGACCAACUUGCUCCAUUAGAUGAUGUUGAUGGAUUGCCAAUUGAUGGUAUCCCACUCGAUGGAGCACCUUUAGAUGAUAUUGAUGGGAUUCCUUUGAAAUCAGUUGAGGAUGACCUUGAUGGAAUGCCAAUGGAGGAACUCGUGGUUGUUAAAAAGGAAGAACCACUGUUAAAGAUUGCACCUUCAAAAUGGGAAACUGUGGAUGAAUCUGAGUUGGAAUCUCAUGCAAUAACUAUGUCAAAAUGGGAUCUUCUUGACCAUCCAGAAUCAGAAGAAAAAAUUGAGAUUAAGGAGGAAAUUAAAGAGGAGUCUGAUGAGGAAGAGGAUGAUGGUAUUGAAUCUGAAGAGUCAUUUGGACAGAAGGAAGAUCCCUAUGAUUCAAAAUCUCAAAAAAUGUUGGAAAUGUCUGAAGAGAAACGUGCCAAACUGCGGGAAAUUGAGCUAAAAGUAAUGAAAUUUCAAGAUGAAUUGGAAUCUGGUAAAAGGACUAAGAAAUCAGGAAUGACUUUUCAACAACAGGUUGAGCAUUAUAGAAGUAAACUGUUACAAAAGGAAAAGGAAAAAGACCAGGAUAAAGAACUAGAGAAAGAAGUUGGGGAUCUUGAGAGAAUAAAAGAUCCAAGCAAAGAGAAAGAUAAAAAGGAAAAAGAUAGACCUGAAGAACGGAGCAAAGAUAGAGACAGGGAUAAAGUCAAGAGCAAAGAUAAGGAGAAGAAUAAGCUGAAGAGCAAGGAUAAAGAACGCAGUAAAGAUCGAGCACGGACUAAAGAGAAGCACAAGGAGAAAGGCAAUUCCUCAUCACCCUCCAGGAAAAGGAGGUGUACAAGCUCCCCAAGUCCAUCAAGAAGCAUCCGAUGUGAAAUAUCUGUGUCUCCUUGGUCUGAAAGGUCACUACUAAAAGAAAAUACCCUGUCUAGGUCUCCGUCCCCAGCAUAUAAAGAUUCCCCAAGACAGAGCAGCAAACGGAAAAAAAGAUCUUGGUCUCGAUCAAAAUCACCUAAAAAGUCAAAGCAUUCUCGUUCAAGUUCUCCGAAGAAAUCAAGGCGAUCGAGGUCGCGCUCAAGGACUCCUCACCGGUCUCACAAAAAGUCAAAGAAGAGCAAGCGCUGACGUCCAUUAGGUUUGCUUCUGCGCGAUUAUGUACAUAAAGGAUGAUGCAGCAUUUUUUUGUACUUUGUUUUGCCCCUUUGUUACUCUUUUCCAUUUGUUUUAUAGAUGGAAUAAAUAUUUGCUUUUGUAUUUGGAUAACUGCAACUCAUGUUUAAAAUGGGAAUGUGAUUCCGAUCUGAAAAUGGUGAUCAGUUAGAAAUAAUCUGUGUAACUGUUGUUCUUGCAGUGUAAAGAAUUCACUUCUGCUCCGCUACCUAGUUUUGCUUUUGCUUCAAUACAGGUGUUGUGGUUUUUUAUAUAUAAUUACACAGUGAAGAGCUGCAGGGCCAGUAUUUUUGUUUUGUUUUGUGACCCAUAUGCAUCUCUGUUCUGUUUCUGUAAUUACCGCAACAUUUAAAUAAACUUUUGUGGCUCCUUU
This is a messenger RNA of Chiloscyllium plagiosum (whitespotted bambooshark), 3399 nucleotides long. The record is from RefSeq and is a predicted model, not a curated record. NCBI's taxonomy places the organism in Eukaryota, Metazoa, Chordata, Chondrichthyes, Orectolobiformes, Hemiscylliidae.